This is a messenger RNA of Asterias rubens (European starfish), 1512 nucleotides long. Its product is annotated as fibropellin-1-like. Gene Ontology annotation, cellular component: plasma membrane; protein-containing complex. Gene Ontology annotation, molecular function: calcium ion binding. The coding region runs from base 57 to 1475 and encodes 472 amino acids. Lineage: Eukaryota; Metazoa; Echinodermata; Asteroidea; Forcipulatida; Asteriidae. Gene Ontology annotation, biological process: establishment or maintenance of epithelial cell apical/basal polarity; heterophilic cell-cell adhesion. The transcript is spliced from 10 exons. The record is from RefSeq and is a predicted model, not a curated record.
UCUUGUGUGUCACAAACUGGAAACAGAAAGAUAGUUAAAGUUUUGUACUUGACAAAAUGAAGAAGUUGUUGCUGUUUGUGAUCGUGAUUGUGUUCGUGGUAGGAUCGUUGGCUCUUGAUGUUCAAGAUGCGUGUGUGAGUUUCCCUUGUGUGAAUGGUGGAGUCUGCAAUGCUGUACAAGGCUCAAGUACUGACUAUACAUGCGAUUGUCAAGGGUGCUUUGCUGGCAGUAACUGUGAAACAAGUUUGAACCCAUGUAACCCCGAUCAAUGCGUGAAUGGUUUCUGUGUAUCAUCUACUACUGAUCCAUGCAAUCAAUAUGAGUGUGUAUGCGAUUUCUGCUAUGAGGGAACCAACUGUGAUGUCGCCAAGAACCCAUGCAACGUGAACCCAUGUAACAAUGGCGGAGAAUGCGUUCAGGAUCCUAAUUUCUGUCCGAGUUACACCUGUACAUGCCCCCCUUGCUAUCAAGGUGUCAAUUGCGAAUUCAGAGUGGACCAGUGCCGGACCAGUCCUUGUCAGAAUGGGGGUGUGUGUGCUGCUGAUGCUAAUAUAUGCACCGAUUAUACCUGUGAUUGCCCCGAGUGUUUCUAUGGUGACAACUGCGAAACUCGUGUGAACCAGUGUAUGCCUAAUCCAUGUAAUAACAAUGGUUUCUGCUCGCCAGUGGGAUCUUCGUGCACUGACUAUCAAUGCACAUGUGUUAACUGCUUCACGGGACCAACCUGUGAUAUACUGCAAGAUCCAUGUGAAAACAAUCCCUGUUUGAAUGGAGGAACAUGCACUGGGUUAUCCUGUACGGAAAAUAGCUGUACAUGCGACGGAUGCUAUGUGGGACAAAACUGCCAGCAAUUCGAUCUUUGUUCGGACAACCCAUGUCAUAACAAUGGUGUUUGCCAACAGACAGGGGCUACAACCUUUGUGUGUAGUUGUCCUCUGGGAUACACUGGACUCAUCUGCUUAGAUGUCAAUGAAUGUAUCGUAAGCAAUCCAUGUCAAAAUGGAGCAAUGUGCACAGACACUGCUGAGUCUUAUACAUGUACAUGUGUCGGUCAGUUCACUGGCAUCAACUGCCAAUAUGAUAAGCCGACCAAUGGAAUCAACACGGUAUUGUUAGUUGCACUUAUCAUUGUUGGGUUGGUUGUCAUAAUUGUUCUUCCGAUUUUAAUUAUUGUGUGCGUCAAGUUGAGGAAAGCACAGAAAGAUCCUCAAAGAAACCGCGGGGAACAGGACCUCCGUGAUAUUGUGAGUGUACCCGCCAACGAUCCGUCUGUUGAAGCGGGAGGAAUAACUAAUCCAGCCGAAUCACCGAUCGAACUACACCCAAUGACACAGCCUGUUAUCUCAGGAGGAAUGUCCAACCCAGCCCAACCACCAAUCGAUAUACAUAUGACAGAAGAAGAAGUUAAAUAUGAGAACGCCGGUCUUCCAACUUGGGCAGUCAAGGAUAAACAAACAACAGCUGAAUACAAGUAACAAGCAAUAGGCAACAAAUGGAAAUAUGGUGGGUAAU